AUGCUGCGUGUCUUGAGGCUGUCAGGGGAGGAGUUGGCUUCCCUCCCCACGACGGAGAUAGAGGUUGCGACUGAGGCAACACCGAAGUUGACAGUGCGAGUGUGGAAGAAGCACCUGCAGGGCCUCUGCGGCGUGGCCCGAUUUCGGCAGAGGCUUCUGCAGGAAGGGCACGUGCUCGAUGAGGAUGCCGAGCCCGACUACUCUCUUGAUGCUCUUCUGGUUCUGCUUCCCUUCACGGAUCCGGGCAUCGAGGAGAGGGAGGAGCUUUCCCGAGCAGCGAACGGAGGUCUUGAGUCGCAGGUGGAGGCGCUGCUGCAACGGCCUCAGAACCCGAAUCUGCUGGAUUCUCAUGGCCAGGCGCCUCUAGCCCAUGCUGCAUGGCAAGGGCACACCCAGACGGCACGAUUACUCUUGGAGGCUGGUGCUGAGGUCGAUCUUCUCGGAAGCUUUGGUAGGACCGCGCUGCACAUGGCCUCUGAGGCAGGCCAUGUGGAAGUGGCGCAGUUGCUCUUGGCAGCUGGGGCAGAUGUGAGUCUUGGCAUCGUCGAUGGAGGCCUGGCAGGUGGCGUGACGGCUUUCCACUUGGCCUCCUCGAGAAACUGCGUAGACAUCCUGCAGUUGCUCAUGCAAGCACGGGCCAAGGCAGAUAUGCCCGUUGCUGCCGGCCCUCUGGCCGGCUUGACCGCGCUGAUGGCAGCGUCUGAGGCUGGCUCUGUAGAGAGUGCAGGUUUUCUGCUGGAAGCUCGGGCGGACAUGGAUGCGGCCGAUGCCUCUCAGCGAGUAGCCAUUCAUUGGGCAUCGGUUCGGGGUCGCGUCGGAGUGGUGCGUUUGCUACUUCAAGCCGGAGCCGACAAGGAUGUCGUUGAAGGAGGUGGUUGCACGGCUUUGCAUCUGGCAAGCUUGUUUGGUCAAGCCGAAGUUGCGCGCAUCUUGCUAGAGGCCGGGGCGAAGUUAGACAAGGUGACCAAGUGUGGUUUCACGGCUCUUCCCUUGGCGGCCUUUGGGGGCCACGGGGACAUUGCCCGACUACUGCUGCUCUUUGACCCUGGCACAAGGAGUAUUCAGGACGGCAACAGCGACUGGCAGGCUUUCCUUGCGGCAUUGAGCAAGGGUCGUGUCGCAGUUUGGCUGCUGGUCCCCAGCUCUUGCAAGGUUCUUCGAACUUGCGCCAUCCACAGCCCAGGCAUUCUGACGGCAUGCCUGCUAGCCCUCAUGAUUUUGAUCCUGAGCAAACACACUGUCUAG
Messenger RNA from Symbiodinium natans, 1245 nucleotides. Lineage: Eukaryota; Dinophyceae; Suessiales; Symbiodiniaceae. The record is from the annotation of a GenBank genome assembly.